Molecule: messenger RNA, 3443 nt
Organism: Abrus precatorius (Indian licorice)
Lineage: Eukaryota; Viridiplantae; Streptophyta; Magnoliopsida; Fabales; Fabaceae
Exons: 9
Coding region: 315-2267 (650 amino acids)
Source: RefSeq, a predicted model, not a curated record
AAGAUUCAUAUUAGGAGCAGAAUCCAGAAGGAUCAAUGUCGUGUCACAAACCAAGGCGCCUAGUAAGUUAGUAACUUAGUAUAAAUGCCAAAGUAAAAAACCUUAACGUUACUCAACUCAACCCAGGAAGUUCCUAUUUUUUCCACAUGCCAAUGUUAUUUGUUGUAUUGGGUAUUGUGGGUACUUACUUGAGCGUUUAAUCUGUGAAUUCACGUGCAUUUCUGAAGCUAAAGAGUUUUGGGUUCGUUCUCUUGAAUGUUUAUAGAGAGUGAGAGAGGCAAAGAGGUUGUUUUUUCAGUUAACAGUUUUCCGUUAUGGGUGAAUCAACGACUUGUCUUGUGCGAUCUUUCUCUACUCCUUCUGACACUAGUUGCGUGGUUCAAGAGGGAAACCCUAUGCGUAUGCUUGGAGAAUCUAUCUCUUUUGGAAGGUUUAUAACAGAAGGCCUUGAUUGGGAGAAAUGGUCAGCAUUCUCACACAAACGCUAUGUAGAAGAAGCUGAAAAGUAUUCGAAGCCGGGUUCGGUGGCAGCGAAGAAAGCUUACUUUGAGGCUCAUUACAAGAAGAAGGCUGCAGAGAGAGCAGCUGCAUUGAUCCAAGAAGCAAAUUCUCAAGCUAAUGGAACUUUUGAUUCGAAAACUCUGGAAGGAAACUGCACUGACAUAUCCACUGAGAUGAAUUCAAAAGCAGACAAUGUUGUGAUUGUCAAUGAACAAGAAGAUAAAGAAACUGUUAAUUGCCAAGUUGUUGAAUGUGCUGAUAUGAACCAAUACAAAUGUGACUCUGGACAAAGUGAUUUAGUCAUUUCCAAUGUGGAAGGAACCGAGGAUGUGCCACAUCCUCACGUUGAUACAAAUCUCAAUAUGGAAUGUUCUGCUCUUGUUGAUAAUUCUAACCAGUUUCAUCAUGUUGAAGUUCAUAAUUCUAACCUGGUUGAUCAUCACACCGUUGAUCGGGAAGAAAAUUCUUCAAAAUUAUCAACUGAAACAAUGGCGGCCAAACGUCCUCAUUCUCUUGAUGAAGGGAAGGUUGCUGUAGGUGUAUCACUCAGUAGUGAAAUACACAAUGGUUCAAAAGGUAAGAAAUCUGAUGGAGACUUGGUUGAGAAGAAGAGACCAAAUGCACGGUCGCUUCGCAUGUCAAUAAAUCUUCCCUCUGGCACUGGUGAAAAGUGCAACAAAGUUGCUGCACUUUCACAGUCCAGAAAUGGCUUAAACAAUUUUUCAACAAGUAAGAAGUCUGUUGGAGGCUCAGUUGAUAAGAAGAGAAUAACUGCGCCAUCACUUUACAUGUCGAACAAUCUCCCUUCCGGCACGCGUGUAACGAGCAAAACAGCUACUUCAGCUGUUAAACCCAGAAAUGGAACAAACUUUGCUGCAAGAAGUAUGAAAUCUAUUGGAGAUUCGGUGGAGAAGAGACCAACUUUAAGGUCACUCAACACACACUACAUGUCGAUCAAUCUCGCUUCUGGGCUAGGUGAAACAAGUAAAACAACUUCAGCAAUUGAACAGAAUAGAAUUAAGAAAAUUCAUUCUCAUUUGCCGAAAGAUAAUCCAUUGGCAUUGAGAACAUCAACUAAGGCAUCUCGUGGUUUAUUAAAUCAAGCUUCAGCAAGUCCACUUUCUCAGGGUAGAAGGACUGAAAGACUACGUAAUAAAUCUGUAUCUGGAGGUGUUACAGCAAAUGCAAAACUUUCCCCCUCCGUCGCUGUCGACUGCCUGACAUCUUCAAGCACCACCAAAAGCAAUCCCCGAUCAGCUACCAUAUCUUCGCCUUUCAGAUUCAGAAGUGAAGAAAGAGCAGUAAAACGCAAAGAGUUCUUGCAGAGGAUGGAUGAAACUAAAUCCAAAGAAGAAGAGAAAGUUCAGCUGCAAAGGACUCCCAAGAGGAAAACAGAGCAUGAUCAUCACAAGAAGCUGAGGAAGAGCAGUGGCUCCACAUCCAAACUAAAUGAGGACAUGCCUGGUGGAUCACAAUCACCAAGUAAUCAGAUUAGAAAGAUUUCUCAUGCACUGCCCCGGUCACCAAAACUUGUGAAAAAAGCAAGUUCUAGUACAGUCCAUGACAAAAGCUUAGGAAAUUCAUGGAAGCCUCCAAUGUGCACCAAUAAUUCCAAACGUACAACAGAAAAAGUUAACCGAACAAGAAGGCAAUCAGUGAUUUCAUUAUCAAAUACCGCAACAGAAAAUGCUUCUCCAAAUAUUCAGCAUUGGAACAUGAACUUGUGUUUUGAAGAAUAUGCUGUCAAAGAAACUGAAGCCACUUGAGUUUUGACAGCAUCAAGUUUGUAUUAAACAAUGUGAUUAGGAGAGUUUUAUAUCCUGAUGUCUUCUCACAUUUCAAAGAAAAAUUUUGUAGUCUUUUUUUUCCCUUAGUUGUUAUGUCUAGGCUUCAAUAAGCUUUGACUUGGGAGCAUAUAGAGUUAGAAUUUAAGUCUGUAAUUACAAUUGGUUUAGGCAAUUUAGUAUAUACGUAAAAAGGGUAAACAAAAUAUGUAUUAUCUUUAGUUACAUUACUUCGCAUGGAUAAACUUUACCUUUGUAAUUCACCACUUUGUUACCAACCAUUCAAAUAUCAAGUGUUCAGGACAAUGAUAUGAAUAUUUUUAUGUGAGCGUGUUUGAAGAAUUUUACCCGUACAUAAAAGCGCGGUUCACGGAUGUGUGACGUUCCUUUUUUACUUUUUGUUCGUAGACUAUAAAGGGUACUUUUUUUCUGAAAAGAAAAAAGUGUUCAUUCUUAUUAAGAUAAGAAAAUGAUGGUUAAAACUUGAGCAUUUAGUACCUUCACUGUUGAAAAAACUCUCUAGUUUCUCUGUUUUAACGUUUUCUGCUCAUUGCUUGGUUCUGCAACUACGCUUCCAACCACUUGAUGUACGGUUAGUUCCUGUGAUCUAUGCACGUGGCUUCUAGUUUCCAAUCAGUACUUGUAUAUGAUUAUAUAUGAAAGUUCCCAAAAUCAGGACUUUCCAUGUGUUUAAAAGGAGGCAAUCUAUUGUUUGAACUCUAAUGUACAACUAAAUAAUUCCUUCUUCCGUACAUUUUAUAGGAGAAUGUACCAUAAUAACACUUUUGUUACACUCUUUUUGAUGCACUAUUGUUAGGUAAAUUUAUUGUUUCUUUCGCCAAAUAAAUUGAGUUCAUUUUAAUUUAGUGAGACACAUUAAAUUCAUUCAAUGAUAAUCAGUAUGUUGAUCAUCCAUUGUUACUAGCACUUUUAUGUCUGGUUUUUUCUAAAGCAAGAAUAACAAUAAGAAGGAAGCAAAGUUAUUAAUUAAGCUCAAUAUUUGUAAUCACCCAUUUUUGUACAUACUACAAUAUCCAAAAUCCUUGAUGAUCGGAAAAAGAAUACCCCAACCCUUGAAGUUGAAGUUCUUCAAUAAAGAUGUAGUUAACUACAAGAAACAUUUAAGUGUCUUUCAUGCGUGAAUUUUGAUUUUUGUUG